This is a messenger RNA of Arachis stenosperma, 4980 nucleotides long. RefSeq lists its product as uncharacterized. The coding region runs from base 1 to 4980 and encodes 1659 amino acids. Gene Ontology annotation, molecular function: RNA-DNA hybrid ribonuclease activity; nucleic acid binding. Gene Ontology annotation, biological process: DNA integration. The transcript is spliced from 4 exons. The record is from RefSeq and is a predicted model, not a curated record. NCBI's taxonomy places the organism in Eukaryota, Viridiplantae, Streptophyta, Magnoliopsida, Fabales, Fabaceae.
AUGGCUGAUGCACCUCCCCCUACUCCGUCCGAACUACUUCGGAUGGUAACCGAGCUUCAGCAGGCGAAUCAGCACAUGGCAGAGGCAAAUCAACGUAUGGCUGAAGAAAAUCAAAGAAUGCAGCAGCAGAUUCAGCAAAUAGCCAACGCCCGACUCGAGCACAAUGACAACCGUCAUGGAGGAAACGCCAAUGACGAGAAUCAAUCUCAGCCGACACAUGUUUCGGAGACUCCACAGGAUGAUGACGGAAGGGAUCCUCACAACAAUGACGCCUCACUGAAAGACGAGGAAGAGGAGCCUGAUAACUCGGCAGGACCUUUCACAGCUGAUAUUAUGAAUUUUCAAUUACCCCGGCAAUUUACGCUGCCGACGACUUUAAAUCCAUAUGAUGGUUUAGGCGAUCCAAAACAGCACAUCAAAAAGUUCCGAUCUAUCAUGAUCGAGUUAGCAAAGCAAUUUGAAGAUCAUUUCGCAGCAUCAGCAAUAUAUCUGCAUGACUCCGACUACCUAACGACGGUAAAGCAAGGUCCUCAGGAAAGUCUGAAAGACUACAUCACCCGUUUUACAAAGAUAGCCAUGCGCAUACCCGACCUUCAUCCAGAGGUUCAUCUUCACGCCAUCAAAAGCGGCCUUCGACCAGGAAAGUUUCAAGAAGCCAUUGCAGUGGCCAAGCCGAAGACUUUGGCCGAGUUUCGCGAAAAAGCAAAAGGGCAAAUAAACAUUGAAGAGCUUCGUCAAGCUCGCAAAGCGGAAAAGUCGGCAGCUACUAAAGAAGAUGAUAAGCCUCGGGACAAUAAGAAGACUUUCAGACCAACCCCUCGCUAUGAAACCUACACUCAGUUUAACACAAAAAGAGAUGAUAUUAUUAAGGAAAUCCUGAAUUCCAAGCUGAUUAAACCCCCUCGCAAAGCCGACAGUUAUCCCGAGCCGAAGAAUGUAGACAAAUCCAAAUACUGCACAUUCCAUCAGAAGUAUGGUCACACAACCGACGAGUGUGUGAUCGCCAAAGACCUUUUAGAACGUUUGGCAAGACAAGGACAUCUUGAUAAGUAUAUCUCAGGCCACAUGCAGAAAAGAUCGGCUUCCAUUUCAGGCCCACCUCCUGGAGGUCCAUCAUCAUCGUCAAAGGAUAAAGAAAAGGCGCCGGCCCAACCUAGGGGUAUAAUUAAUUGCAUCUCGGGCGGCUACGCCGGAGGUGGACAAACAAGUUCGGCAAGAAAGCGAACAUACAGGGCCAUGCUAGCACUAGGAGAUACCACCAACAAUCCCCAGUCAGUGUUGGAGAUUCCAGAGAUGACAUUUUGCCCAACCGACUUUAAUUGCAAGGAUACCAACCUUGAUGACCCUGUCGUCAUCUCCCUUCAGUUGGGCGACCUAAUAGUUCGGAAAGUGCUGCUAGACCCAGGCAGCAGCGCUGACGUGCUUUUCUUUACAACAUUUGAAAAAAUGAAAUUAAGUACUAAUAUUUUGCAGCCAUCCGCAGGUGACUUGGUCGGAUUCUCCGGAGAGCGCGUUCCGGUGAUGGGUUCAGUGUGGUUACAAACCACACUCGGUGAGCAGCCUUUAUCUAAAACACAUGACAUCCAAUAUCUUGUUGUGGACUGUUUCAGUCCCUAUAAUCUCAUCUUAGGAAGACCUUUUUUAAAUAGAUUUACUGCAAUUGUAUCAACUGUUCAUCUCUGUGUCAAGUUUCCUGUGCAGGACAACCUUAUAGCCACAAUUCAUGGUGACUUGCAAGAAGCUCGGCAUUGUUACAAUACAAGCCUAAAACCCAUCAAGAGAGGCUGCGAGCGACGUAUAAACUCCAUCACCUCCGAACAACCAACAUUAGCCGAGCUUGACCCUAGAGCCGACUUUCAAGAUCGUCCUUUACCAAAUGAAGAGCUAACAAAGAUUAUGCUAACCGAUGACCCAACGAAACACACUUUCAUUGGAACCUCGGUAAAAGACAAAGAGCGGGAGAAGCUCAUCCAAUUUUUGCAGAAGAACGCCGAUCUUUUUGCUUGGACAUCUGGAGACAUGCCAGGCAUUGAUCCAUCCAUUAUUACUCACAAAUUGGCAAUAAACCCAGCAGCUCGACCAAUCUCCCAGAAAAAAAGAAAUCUCGGGGCCGAGAAAAGAAUGGCAUCCAUGGUUGAAGCCAAGAAGCUCAUCGAUGCAAAUUUCAUCCGGGAAAUCAGGUUUACAACUUGGCUGGCCAACGUCGUCAUGGUAAAGAAAAAUAACGACAACUCUUGUGGUUACGGCACCUUGAGUUUCAUGGAUGCAUACUCUGGUUACAACCAGAUCCUUAUGCACCCAUCAGACCAAGAAAAAACGGCCUUUAUUACUGAAUAUGGUAAUUACUGUUACAAUGUCAUGCCUUUUGGUUUAAAGAAUGCAGGUGCAACAUAUCAAAGACUGAUGAAUAGGGUCUUCGAGAAACAGAUAGGUCGAAAUAUUGAGGUGUAUGUCGAUGACAUGGUCGCCAAAACAAAGGUCGGCCAUUCCCAUAUUGAUGACCUUGAAGAAAUAUUCGGCCAAAUCCGAGCUUAUAAUAUGAGGCUCAACCCGGAAAAAUGUGCUUUUGGUGUGAUCGGAGGGAAAUUCCUCGGUUUCAUGCUUACUAGCCGAGGAAUUGAAGCCAAUCCUGAAAAAUGUCAGGCGAUCCUUGAUAUGAAUAGUCCAACAAACAUUAAAGAGGUUCAACGACUAACAGGGAGGCUGGCGGCUCUCUCCAGAUUUCUACCAUGCUUGGCGACCAAGUCCUUCAACUUUUUUCGAUGUUUACGAAAAAACACAAAGUUCCAAUGGGAUGACAACUGUGAAAUGGCAUUUCAAAGUUUAAAACAAUUUCUUUCUAAACCACCUGUUUUGCAAAAACCUGACAUUGGUGAACCAUUGUAUUUAUAUUUGUCGGUUACUGAUAUAGCGGUUAGCUCUGUUCUUGUUGCAGAAAAAGGAAAAACACAGCAGCCAGUUUAUUUUGUCAGCAAAUCAUUGCAGAAUGCCGAGCUUCGUUAUCUGAGGUUAGAAAAGCUCGCCUAUGCACUUGUUUUGUCGGCAAGACGACUCCGACCCUACUUUCAGAGUCAUACAAUUUACGUCAGAACUUCUCAACCCCUGCGCCAAAUACUCGCCAAGCCCGAGCUUGCCGGGAGGUUGAUAAGAUGGUCCAUCGAACUGUUCGAAUUUGAUAUUCAAUAUCAACCCAGAGGAUCUGUCAAAUCACAAUACCUGGCCGACUUUGUGGUCGAGCUCACAGGAACAAACACAGACAUAGAGGAUGCAGGUUGGAUAUUAUUUGUUGAUGGAGCCUCUAACCCCCACGGAUCUGGGGCAGGAAUACUCUUGGAAAAUGCCGAGGGCGUCGCUAUUGAACACUCUCUGCGAUUUUCAUUCAAGGCCAGCAACAAUCAAGCCGAGUAUGAAGCCCUACUCGCGGGGCUCAGGUUAGCAAUAGAGCUACAUAUUGUUAAUUUAAAAGUUUAUUGUGAUUCUCUAUUAGUUGUUCAACAAGUAAAUCAAAGUUUCCAAACAAAAGAUCCAGUUUUAUCAAAAUACGUAAUCCUUGUCAAAAAUCUCAUGGAUCGUUUCUCAAAAAUUGAAAUUUAUCAUAUAGCACGAGAUCAAAAUCAUAGGGCAGACAUAUUAUCAAAGCUCGCUUCCACUCAAUCACACACUGCCUCAUUACUACAAUCCACCCUCCACGAGCCGAGCAUAGACAUCCCUAGCAUUUCUCAUAUAGAACAGGAAGUCGGCUGGCAAAAACCAUACAUUCAAUAUCUUAAAAGUGGAGAAGUCCCACAAGAAAUACAAGAUGUAAAAAAGUUCAAACGACAGGCAUCAUUCUUUACAUUAUUAAAUAACCUGUUGUAUAGGCGGGGCUACUCCCGACCAUUAUUGAAAUGCUUAGACAGGACAGAGGCCGACCUAGCCCUAGCCGAGGUCCAUGAAGGCGUUUGUGGAAUACACUCAGGAGCCAGAAGUCUAGCACAAAAGAUUCUUCGUGCUGGUUUUUAUUGGCCGACCAUAUGGGAGGACAGUCGGAAAAAGGUCCGAACUUGCGACCGCUGCCAAAAACAUGCCCCGAACAUAAACAUCCCCGCCGAAGAUUUACAUCAAUCAACGGUAAGCUGGCCCUUUAAUCAUUGGGGAAUAGAUAUACUGGGACCUUUUCCCACAGCCCCAAGACAGGUAAAAUAUUUGGUUGUGGCAAUUGAUUACUUUUCUAAAUGGAUUGAGGCUCAACCUCUAGCUAGAAUCACAUCCGUUCAAAUGAUUUCUUUUGUCUGGCAAAAGAUAAUUUGCAGAUUUGGUAUACCUCGUCACAUUGUAACCGACAAUGGUCGGCAGUUUACUGAUCAUAAUUUUAAGAGCUUUUUACAGAACUUAAAGAUUAAACAGCAUUUCUCUUCGGUGGAGCAUCCUCAAUCUAACGGCUUAGCUGAAGCUGCAAACAAGGUCGUCCUGCAAGCUUUAAGGAAGAAACUGGACGAUGCCAAAGGAUUAUGGGCCGAGCUUGUUCCAGAAAUUUUAUGGGGUUAUAAUACCUCACCACACUCAACGACUAAAGAAACACCAUUUCGUCUGGUUUACGGAUCAGAAGCAAUGAUACCAGUUGAAGUAUCACAAAGCUCAUUCCGAACACAAGCAGAAGAUCAUGAGCAUGCUCGGCGAGCCGAGCUUGAUUUGGUGGAAGAGGUACGAACCAUAGCGGCCGUUCGCCACAAAGCUUUACAGCAACGAUUAGGCAAACGCCACAGUAAAAGGGUGAAACCAAGAUCCUUUAACGUCGGAGACCUGGUAUUAAGGAAAACUGAGGAAGCGCGGAAACCGCCCACUCAUGGCAAACUCGCAGCCGCAUGGGAAGGCCCAUACCGAAUUCAUCAGGUGCUCGGCAAAGGAGCAUAUCGACUAGAGCAAUUAGAUGGUACAAACCACGCCAAUAAUAGGUGUGCAAACCGCACUAAUGAUUCCAUAUCAGUAAUCAGACCCUGA